Didymodactylos carnosus is the source of this 897-nucleotide messenger RNA. NCBI's taxonomy places the organism in Eukaryota, Metazoa, Rotifera, Eurotatoria, Philodinida, Philodinidae. The record is from the annotation of a GenBank genome assembly.
AUGGGGCAUGUUGAUUUAUUACCGAUCAAUACAAUAUUGAAAAAUUCACCUGGAUUUUUGGGAUAUGUAGAGACACUGUUAUUCCGGGCCAUUUUGACAGAUAUAAGAAAAUUUAGUGGCACAAAAACGGAAAAUUUAAAUGAUUGGCUAUUAAUUCUCAAUCAUAAAUUCGAUUCGUGUGGAUCAACGGAAGAGCAACGUCGGAAGUGGGCACCGUUAUUUUUCUGUGAUGAUGCAUUAAAGUGGCACAACCAAGAAGGGUUUAAGAUCGAUUCAUGGAGUGAUUAUCAAAACUUAUUGACACACGAGUUUGUUUUAUCACCAAAACAAUCGGUGAACAUUGGUCUAUUAGACGGACUACACGGUCAUUAUCUGUCUGAUUGCAGUGAUACGGCGCAGUUGUCAUUUUUGGCGGACACUUAUUAUAGCGUAGCCGCAGAAAACAUUUGGCCAAUUGGAACCGAAUCGUGGCAUUUUCAGGAACAACGACAACCUACUGUAUAUUUACGAACAGUUUCAGAAGCUUCCCAACUAGCCGAAAGUGCUCUAGAGAAGGAAAUAACAACUGCACAAUCGCAGUCAGAAUUAGCAGUGACAUCGAAGAGUACUCCUCUACCGGACCCACAUUCAACGCCAUUGUUUCCUUCUAACACAAAGUCACUGGUUUUACGACAUCGUAAUCUAUCACAUGAAUUGCCUGAAAAAUCUCCACGAACUGUACCUUCGUCAUCAUCGCUUCGUGAAACAUUACCGUCAUUUAUAACAGCAAUUAUUAUUGCUUUGACGCUAUGGUCAUCUAAAGCACAUCGUCGUUUUUUCUAUAUGUAUGAUGGCGACGGACCAAGAUCAAUGCAGCUGCAUAGUGUACCCGAACUUUGGUACUUUAUGGUACCCUAA